Molecule: messenger RNA, 1464 nt
Organism: Ipomoea triloba (trilobed morning glory)
Lineage: Eukaryota; Viridiplantae; Streptophyta; Magnoliopsida; Solanales; Convolvulaceae
Product: F-box protein FBW2-like
Exons: 3
Coding region: 285-1238 (317 amino acids)
Molecular function (GO): protein binding
Source: RefSeq, a predicted model, not a curated record
GAUAAUGGAAAAAAAAUUAUAUGAAUCUGAGAGAAGUAAUCUCAAUCUCAAUGUGUAUUAAUGAAUAAACCAUACUAGUGUGAAAUAGGAGAUUUUUUAAUUUUCCGAAAUUUCAAGAUUUGUAUAUAAGGAUUGAAAUCUAUGAAGAAACACAGCAGCCCAGCAAUGGAUGUAGAGCAGUCUCAAGAGCAUUGCAUAUAUAUACACUGAUACAACAGAUCUAAUGGAGAAGAUGAAUUUGGUUUGUUUAUGAAAGCAGAUAAUUUUGAGAUUUAGAAGCUAAAAUGGAGGAUGGUUCUGAUGUUCGGUGCUGGGAUGAGUUAAUCCCGGAUGCUCUAGGGUUAAUAUUCAAGAAUCUGCCUCUUCAGGAUGUGCUUACUGUCAUCCCGAGGGUUUGCAAGUCAUGGCAAAGAGCCGUGCUGGGGCCUUAUUGUUGGCAAGAGAUAGACAUUGAGGAUUGGAGCAUGAGCGCCCGCUAUGACACUAUUGAUCGCUUGCUUCAGUUGCUGAUUACAAGGUCUCAGGGUUCACUCCGUAAGCUCUGUGUUUCUGGUGUCCUUAUGAACCAAACCUUUGAAUUCAUUGCGGACAAUGCCAAAUCUCUGCAGGCAUUGCACCUGACGAGGAGUGAAAUCGGCGAUCCUGCCGUGGAACGGCUAGCCGAGAAGUUCAGUAAUGUUACUUUCUUAGACAUAAGUUACUGCAAUGAUAUGGGGGCGAGAGCGCUUGAAGCGAUUGGGAAGCAGUGCAAGAAUCUCACUUUCCUCCGCCGAACAAUGCACCCCCUAGAGGUCAUUGAGAAGGUCGAGCAGGACGAUGAAGCGUAUGCCAUUGCUGCUACGAUGCCGAAGCUCAAGCAGCUCGAGAUUGGCUACAUGCUCGUCACUACAGAGAGCGUGAACGAGAUAGUUAAGAGUUGCAGCGAGCUUGAAGUAUUGGACAUUCGGGGAUGCUGGGGAGUUACCAUCGAUGAAAGCCUCAAGAAGCAUUCGGGGUUGAAGGUUGUUGGACCCGUCGUUUUCGAUUGCUACGAUAAGUACGGCUGGGAAAAUUGCUCCGAUAACUCCGGGUCGUCCGGAUACCUCCCGUGGGACUUAGUUGGCGGGGAUUUGGAUGACGAGUAUGAUGUCUCGGAUGGGCUGUGGGACGACGCAGAAGACGUUGAGGACGUGGAAAUGUGGUUUUAUGAUGGCCUGAAUACCAUCAAUGCUGGAUAUGAUUGGCCCCAAUCUCCUUGAAAACCUUGCUGGAGAAAGUUCUUAUUUUCAUAUUCAAAAAGGUCCUAUCUAUUUUAGUAUAUCCCUAAUUCUCUAUCAAACUUGUCUGCUGCAUUUGAUAUAUAUAUAGGUGUUUAUUAUAGUGUCUUGUUUAAGUAAGUGUUUCAACCAUUUGUGCUUGGAAUGGUUGUACUUUGCAAAUGAUUAUUAUAACAAAUAAAUAUAAUGCAGUUUGUUGAUUGAGUCA